Molecule: messenger RNA, 1305 nt
Organism: Ooceraea biroi (clonal raider ant)
Lineage: Eukaryota; Metazoa; Arthropoda; Insecta; Hymenoptera; Formicidae
Product: elongation of very long chain fatty acids protein AAEL008004
Biological process (GO): fatty acid elongation, monounsaturated fatty acid; sphingolipid biosynthetic process; fatty acid elongation, polyunsaturated fatty acid
Cellular component (GO): endoplasmic reticulum membrane
Molecular function (GO): fatty acid elongase activity
Source: RefSeq, a predicted model, not a curated record
UCCACUCACUAGCGUUGAGUCGUGAGUUACCGGACACCCUAGAGGGAGAACGUACUCUUGCAGUUAGUUCGAAAGUUUUGUGACAGUGAAGUCUGAAGCUAGCUACGUUAAGAAAGACUGACCAAAAGAAGCCAAAUAAAACUAAUUUUCACGAAUAGCCAAGUAAACUGUUACGAUUAAUAGAAUAACUAGAAUUUGGGAAACUUGCUUUAUAAGUAUAUAUUGAAAAAUUACAUUUAAAAAGAAAUUACGAAACAACUUUCCACUAAAGAACCAUCACUCCUUCUUAAUUGCAGUGUACUUACUUAUUAGUAUUGUAAUAAGAAAGUAAUUGCACAAUAACGUAUUUAUUAUUUAUAAUAUUGUUUGUGAUUUCUAAAAGUGCAGAGAUUUGACACCAAAGUCUGAUUCUUGUCAUCAUCAUGGCUAUGAUCAUAAAUCAACUCACAACAUGGUAUACAUAUAUAUUUCAUGAUUUAGUGGAUCCACGUACCAAAGAUCUACCUUUAAUAAGUACGCCAUGGUUCGGUCUUGCUUUGAUUGGACUUUAUCUAUAUUUUAUAUUUUCCUUUGGACCAAAAUUUAUGAAAAAAAGGCAACCUUUCAAAUUGGAUAGAAUAUUGCAGAUAUAUAAUAUUUUACAAAUUAUGAUAUCUCUUUUCAUAUUUGCUGAAGCAGUAAGAAUAUGGUUUUUUACCCAUUAUAGUUUUAUAUGUCAACCAGUUGAUUACUCAAACACACCAGAGGCCAUAAGGAUAACUAGAGAUGUCUGGCUGUAUUUUAUGAACAAAUUGUUCGAUUUAUUGGACACAGUUUUUUUCGUAUUAAAGAAAAAGCAGAAUCAAAUGAGCUUUCUUCACAUAUAUCAUCAUGUUGGAAUAGUGAUCUGUGCUUGGUUUACUGUUAAGUAUUUGCCUGGUGGUCAUGGUACUUUCUUAGGAUUGGUAAAUACAUUUGUUCACGCAAUAAUGUACUUGUACUAUUUGCUAUCAUCCAUGAAGAUAAACAUAAACUACUGGAAAAAGUACAUAACUCAAAUGCAAAUAAUUCAAUUUUUCAUAAUUGCGGUACACUUCGCUAAAUUACUAUGGGUUGAUUGUGGCUAUCCACAAUGGACGGCAUUCGUAAUGAUACCACAAAAUAUCUUCAUGAUAGUAUUAUUCAGCGAUUUUUAUUAUAAAAUAUACAUUAAGAAAAAGCCGAUAAAAAAAGUAAUACCAACAAAAAGUGAUGUAAAUGACAUUACUGCUGACAUUGUGAACAAAAAAUCGAAGGACCAAUAAAUUUAAAACAUUACAUGUCUUA